This is a messenger RNA of Saccostrea cuccullata (small rock oyster), 3034 nucleotides long. RefSeq lists its product as uncharacterized. The transcript has 4 exons. Gene Ontology annotation, biological process: regulation of transcription by RNA polymerase II. Gene Ontology annotation, molecular function: RNA polymerase II transcription regulatory region sequence-specific DNA binding. Gene Ontology annotation, cellular component: nucleus; cytoplasm. Lineage: Eukaryota; Metazoa; Mollusca; Bivalvia; Ostreida; Ostreidae. The record is from RefSeq and is a predicted model, not a curated record. The coding region runs from base 142 to 2835 and encodes 897 amino acids.
GUAACUCUUAUUCACUUAACCCGACAGGUGCAAUGCGUAUCUAAUCAAGCGAGUCGACUCUGGCAUAUCGGUAAACAGGCACAUAUGAUCGGCGUUCGAAUGUAGUGGCGGUUUUAUCAGACAGGGUCCUCAUAACAAACCAUGCCCAAUCGGAGAGAAGAACACGGGAUUCAAAAGCAGCAACCAGUGACAUCGCGGUGCCUGGCCAUUGUCUUGAAAUUUGAAAAUGAAGACAGGUGCGAGAACGAUGUGAAGGAGGAAAGUUUUAGUGGAAAAGAUAUUUUAGACGAUUUUAAGUUGAGAAAUAAAUCUUGUUAUUGGAAUCCAGCGUUGUUGGAAAGUAUAAACAGUUUGGAAUAUUUGGGAUUCGUGUCGCCGUGUACAUUACUUGUGGGAGGGUCGGAACUUCACCUUGAGAAUAUCAGGACGGCGUGGGGAAGGCGAGUGUUGAAUGACCCCUCGGAUUUUAGUAUUCAAAGCAUAGGUGACGUUGAUGGGAUAAAUAUGGAGGUGAUACCACAGACACAGUUCGUUCCCCUGUCAGAGAUCCUAUGUAUGGUCAUUUUGGAGCUCAAUAAUAAGCAGGUCGUGGCGACGUUAGACACGAUACAGGAGAGACUGAAUCAAUGUUACCAAGGCAUGCAGAUCCCCUCGCCACCCCUCAUCUACGACACACUCGGCACACUCAUCAGGGAAAGGAAAAUAUUCCAUACAGGAAGUGGAUAUUUUGUUGUGACAUCAGACACGUACAGAAUGCCUGAGGACCCGACUAAAACGAUUCCACUGUCAUGGCUUCAUUACAAUCCUAAUUAUAUCCCAGUGCUCAACUCCAACGCCAAGGGUCUCACCAGAACCAUCUCCUGUCAGGUGACACUGGCCAACGAACCUCGCAAGGAACAGUCCGAGAAAAACUCUGACCCGGACGAUAAAAUCGUGGACAUGAGACAGAAUCUGGAGAGGGAGACGUUAGAUAGACAGAGGCAACCAUUGGCUGAUAAACCAAGACUGGGGCGAAGUCUCAGUGCCAGGAGACCAAGAGAAAGGGGGGCAAUUAAGAAUGAGGACCUCAGAGAUUUCAAGAGGAGUUUGUCAGUGAGACGACAAGACGAGAAAGAAAAGAAACACACACUAGAGGAAAGGAAGUCUGCAGAGGACAUUGCUGUUACUAAAAAUAGCUCAAAGAAAAACAAAGAUAAAGGAGAGAAGAAGUCUUUGUUAGCUAAGCUUUUCGGGAGAAAGAAGAAGAAGAAUGAAACUCCAAAAGAAGAACCCAAGAAAGUGGAGCAUGCCACGUUUUCUGACCAGUUUCCCCCUCCAGAGUGGGGAUGGUACCAGGACCAAGUGGAGAAGCAGCAGAGAAUACACAAGUGGAUGCAGCAAGUCCCCCACCAUCCACAUGCCCACCACCAGCAUUACGACCGCGUCCAUCCGAUCCAACAAAGUCAUCCACAUCACUCUGAUUAUCAGUCCAUGAGGUUUGGACAUGGACCAGUCAGAAACGAUGCUAUUUAUGGAAGACACAUCCCACAGCAUGAGAAUCACUACCACGUGCCUCCAAGGAUGAGAUUGAGAAACAACCCUCCACCUCCCCUGGAUGAUGAUUACGAGGAAAUCCUGGAUGUGGAUGCUAACAGCAGAUUCAGGUCCACCUUACCAGCACACCAUCAUCAUCAUCAUCCACAGGAAGUGGAUCAUCACAGGAGGAUGUCUGAAGAUCGACGUACAACGAGGAGGAAAGAGAAGUCAAAAAGAAUGUCCCUGGAUAGGAGAGGAGACAGAGACUAUGAAAAUGUUCCAAUGUGUUCAAACUACCCCUCCCCAGCAUUUCCAUAUCACACAGACAGCAGCCAUAACUUUCAUCACAAUAACCCAGUCACUCAUCCUCUCUACAGCUCAACUCCGCGAGUCCCGGGAAUGUGGCAGCAAGCUCAUGAAUCAUAUUACCCACAUGUCAAUGCAGAGGAAGUCCAUCAGCAUCAAUGUACUGUCCAAAAACCAAAAAAGAAAUCUCAUCGCAGACAUGGCCAGUCAAAUCACAGACAGAUGGAAGAUCAUUACAGACUUCCAGCUAAGAACACUUCAAUUUCUAUCUCUCAUGACAGUGGUGUGAAUCUGAUUGGCCUACAGACAGUGCAUUAUAAACAUACUCAAGAGACCCAUUACAGAAGAAGAGUUCAGGAUGACAUGUCCAUUCGGAAUAACCUCAGGAAUGACCCUUAUGGAGACUCAGAUGAUGAUGUUCCUCAUUCUAAUGGUCAAGUUAUGUAUGAAGUGGAAAUUAACAAAUGUCCAGAGCCAAGGACAAGAGAAAAUGAAUAUGUAACCAUGCAAACAGACUCCAAAAAAGACAUUGAGAAGAAGAGAAAUAGCUGUAAUUCUGACAGUGUGUUAACUUUCAGUGAGCAGAGCUGUGACACAGUCAUAAAAAAGGAAGAUAAAGACAUAGAGGACAUCACAAAGGAGACGUCCGAGGUCGUCCUGGGGGACAGUGGCUUCAGCUCACCCCGGGUCUGCGACGAAAGCUCCCCAGAAAUGGAAAAACAGAAGAUCAAAAGCAAAGUGAAGGAACUUGAAAAGGGAAGCCACUCUGACCUGUGUGAUAAAAAUGUCUACCAAAAAUCUGAUGACAGUUCUCCAGAAAUCCAUGAAAGUCGCUCCAGUGACAAGGAAAACAGAUUUAACAUGAUAAACAAUUUAAAACAAGUUCAGGGUGACUACGGUGUGCUUACUCAUGUCAACCCGGUCAAUGGAAGAAUCCCCCUCUAUCCCCAAAACACAAUGAUCCAACCUGUUCAGAGGAAAUUCAGUUUUGAGGACGAUUAUGGAUUCCUAUAGGGAGAUAACUCAAACUCGUCUAGGGAGGUGCAAUACAAGUACCGGUAUUUAACACUUCACAAAUAUCUCAAUCCGCAUGAACAAUUGUAACGUCAAAUAACUUAAUUUUUUAUAGUGCUAUUUAUGUAAAUAAUGUUUUUCUUAAUUUUAUUUGUAAAAACAGAAGUGAUUUAUUAUCAAAUCUCUUUUAUCAGUUUUG